GGGCGGGCACCCACCGAGCGUCCGCAGCCCGCGGGGCGCCGGCCUUCUCGGAGCCUGGGGCGGGUCGCGAUGCGAGCGGCGGCGCGGUGAAGCGGGGCCGCGGCGGGGGAAGGAGAGGGCAGCCCCCCGGACGGCGGGCCUGCGCUAGCCGUGCCCCGGCGGCAGCGGAGAGAAGCCGGGCUGCGGGGCGUCCUGCUGCCGCCGCCUCCUCCCGCCCGCCCUGCGCUCACCCCCUCCCCCCCGGAGCCGCUCCCUCGCCGCCUCCCUUUCCCCGGCUCCAUCCUUCCCCUCGGCUCCAUCCCCUCCCCGCUGGAUGAGGCGGCCCCCUGCCCGCUGCUGACCCCUGCGGACCCCGGCUGUAGGAUGAGCCCGAAGGACUCGGAGGGGGCGAGGCCGCUCCGCUCCCCGAGGAGGAUCUAGUGGGGGGGCACCGACGCGACGCCGCCCCCCGCCAGGCACCUCGUCCUUCAUGGUGGCUCCCUGCGACCACCAUCUCGGAGCAGACGCGCAGCCCGGGGCCCGUGUGUGUGUCUGUGCGCGCCGCCGCCGCGGCCGCCCGAGUGAGGGAAAAUGUCCACUCGGACUCCAUUGCCCACGGUGAACGAGCGCGACACCGAGAACGAUGUCGGCUCAUCAUUGGGGGAAGGCUUUUGCGAAAAGCACACGUCCCAUGGAGACGGACGGCAGGAAGUUUCCUCUCGAACUGGGCGCUCUGGAGCUCGCUGCAGGAACUCCAUAGCCUCCUGUGCUGAUGAGCAGCCACAUAUUGGAAAUUACAGACUCCUUAAAACCAUUGGAAAGGGGAAUUUUGCAAAAGUGAAGCUGGCAAGGCACAUCCUAACUGGCAGAGAGGUUGCCAUUAAAAUAAUUGACAAAACACAGCUGAACCCAACUAGUCUACAAAAGCUCUUUAGAGAAGUAAGAAUAAUGAAGAUCUUAAAUCAUCCAAAUAUAGUGAAGCUAUUUGAAGUCAUUGAAACUGAAAAAACUCUCUAUUUAAUAAUGGAAUAUGCAAGUGGGGGGGAGGUGUUUGACUAUCUGGUUGCACAUGGAAGAAUGAAGGAAAAGGAGGCUAGAGCUAAAUUUAGACAGAUAGUAUCUGCAGUGCAGUAUUGCCAUCAAAAGCAUAUUGUUCACAGAGAUCUCAAGGCUGAAAAUCUAUUGCUAGAUGCAGAUAUGAACAUUAAAAUAGCUGACUUUGGUUUUAGCAAUGAGUUUACAGUUGGAAAUAAACUGGACACCUUUUGUGGCAGCCCACCAUAUGCUGCUCCAGAGCUCUUUCAAGGGAAGAAAUAUGAUGGACCUGAAGUAGAUGUUUGGAGUUUAGGUGUUAUUCUUUAUACUCUCGUGAGUGGAUCUCUUCCCUUCGAUGGACAGAACUUAAAGGAACUUAGAGAAAGAGUGCUAAGGGGAAAAUACAGGAUUCCUUUCUACAUGUCCACAGACUGUGAAAACCUCCUCAAACGUUUCCUGGUGCUAAACCCAACAAAAAGAGGCACUCUAGAGCAAAUUAUGAAGGACAGGUGGAUCAAUGCAGGGCAUGAGGAGGAUGAACUUAAACCUUUUGUUGAACCAGAACUAGACAUCUCGGACCAGAAAAGAAUAGAUAUUAUGGUAGGAAUGGGAUAUUCUCAAGAAGAAAUUCAAGAAUCCCUUAGUAAAAUGAAGUAUGAUGAAAUCACAGCUACAUACUUACUGCUAGGAAGGAAGUCAUCAGAGUUGGAUGCAAGUGACUCAAGCUCCAGCAGCAACCUUUCACUUGCCAAAGUUAGGCCAAGUAGUGAUCUUAAUAAUAGCACUGGACAAUCUCCUCAUCACAAAGUUCAGAGAAGCAUAUCUUCCAGCCAGAAGCAGCGGCGGUACAGUGAUCACGCUGGACCAUCCAUCCCCUCAGUAGUGGCAUAUCCUAAAAGAAGCCAGACUAGUACUACAGACAGUGACCUCAAAGAGGAAGGAAUUCAGUCAAGAAAAUCCAGCAGUAGUGCUGUUGCAGGAAGAGGAAUUGCACCAGCUAGCCCAAUGCUUGGGAAUGCCAGCAAUCCCAAUAAGGCUGAUAUUCCUGAACGUAAGAAAAGUUCAGCUGUCCCUAGUAAUAAUACUACCCCUGGAGCAAUGACACGGCGCAACACUUAUGUUUGUAGUGAAAGAACCACUGCUGAUAGGCAUUCAGUGAUACAAAAUGGCAAGGAGAACAGCCUGACAGAAAUGUUCGCUUACGCAGCUAGCCCUGCUUCAGUUUGUACCACAUCCUUCUCCAGUGUUCGGCUGCGACAUCAGAAGUCGAUGUCCAUGUCAGCCUCUGUGCACACGAAGAUGAUGUUGCCUCCAAUAGACAAUGGCGCAGAUAACUUCAGGCCUAUCGCUAUUCCCGAUCAGAGAACUCCCGUUGCUUCCACCCACAGCAUUAGCAGUGCGAGCACCCCUGACCGUGUUCGUUUCCCCAGAGGGACGGCCAGCCGCAGCACGUUCCACGGGCAGCUGCGCGAGCGCCGCACCGCCACCUACAACGGCCCGCCCGCCUCGCCCAGCCUGUCCCACGAGGCCACGCCGCUCUCGCAGACCCGCGCCCGCGGCUCCACCAACCUCUUCAGCAAACUCACUUCCAAACUAACCAGAAGAAACAUGUCAUUCAGGUUUAUCAAAAGGCUCCCGACUGAAUAUGAGAGGAACGGGAGAUUUGAGGGCUCAAGCCGCAAUGUAGCCGUGGAUCAGAAGGACGAGAACAAGGAAGCCAAGCCUCGGUCGCUGCGUUUUACCUGGAGCAUGAAAACCACCAGCUCCAUGGAUCCCAAUGACAUGAUGAGGGAAAUCCGCAAGGUCCUGGAUGCCAAUAAUUGUGACUAUGAACAAAGAGAGCGUUUCUUGCUUUUCUGUGUCCAUGGAGAUGGGCACGCAGAAAACCUCGUACAGUGGGAGAUGGAGGUGUGUAAACUGCCAAGACUGUCCCUGAACGGAGUUCGCUUUAAGCGGAUAUCGGGAACAUCCAUAGCUUUCAAAAACAUUGCUUCCAAAAUUGCCAAUGAGUUAAAGCUGUAACAAGAAAAAAAUAGUUAAGUUGUAAAUUAGUUAGCAAUUUAAAGUGUUUUUGAGAAUUCCGAUGGAAAUGUAUAGAAUAACAUUUAGGCAAUAACUUCUGCAUCCUUCUGAAUAGUGAUAUUAAAAAAAAAAAGCUGCUGAGCUGGGAGGGAGAGUUGGACUUUUUUAUAAGUGCACUACAGCAUUAAAGUUGCCUACUAUGUAAAAUAUUACCCCUUCUGCUUUAUUUCCAUUGCUCCUAAGUCUUUGACAACAAAUUGAAACACAGAAUAUAUUCAUUUAAAUAUGCCUCCUGUUUGUGUGGAUGUGUGAAUGUACAGUAUGUGUGUAUAAUAUAUAAAGUAUUAUAUGUAAACGAUUCAUUUACAACAUCGAGCUGUACCAGUACCUCUUUUUGGGCUAAUUUUGGUGCUAAAAAUUGAAAUGGCCAAGGAGGAAACACUUGAGUUAAUAUUUAAAAUGACUGAAGCAUUAACCAGUAAAUGCAGGUUUACAGUUCACUGCUGUGUUAAGAAAAAAGUGUGUGAAGGGUUUGGAUUUAUGGUUGUGAACAUUAUUAGUCCUGUUUUCUAAGUAGAUCUCAUGAGAUGAUUAAAAAUUCACUUCUACUGAGUAAGUCUUGCAUUAUAUUUUGCCCACCUAUUUAUUAUUUAAGUCUGAAUCAAAUUUUAAUAAUGUAGUUAAUUUGUGCAUUAAUAUUUGGGUAAACGCUUCCAUUCUUCUGCUUCUGCUAAACUACUAAAACUGUAUCUUUGUCCUUUUGGCUUACGAGUAUUGACCGCAGCUAAGAACGUUUCUCUGUUGUUCCUCUCGGGAAUGAGGCAGUGUAAAAGGAGGUGCUAAUUGCUGAGUAGUGGUUUUCUUUCAGAGCGAGUUUGCCACGUUAGACUAGGUCAGAUACAAAGCACAAAGGGACUCCCAAAUCGUGGCCAUUCUCUGCCAGCUCCGAGGCCUUGCUGCACAUUGGGCAGUGCUGUCCCUCGCCUCCUGGACACCCUCAGCAUUGAAACCCAAAAGUGGGAAUCAGAUUGGCUCCUGAUCUGCUCUGUCCAAAGUCCAGCUUGCCAAACUACAGCCAUAGGCCGAAGCAGUUGGAGCUUUUCCUUGCACUCUCCCAGUGCGCUGCCCCUUGGCUCAGGCUUGCUGCUGUGGAUGGCUCAGUGCCAGCGUGUCUGUGUCCCCAUGCUGCCAAGGGAGUCCCCUGUCCCUGGCCCCGUGCAGUGUGGCACCUGCCCCCAUGAACUCUGAUGGCCAACUAGCCUUGGGUAGGACAUGGAGCUGCUCUGGGACAGCCCCCACCUUGUAACCAUCACGGCGGUGAAAGGGAUUUGAUUUUGCAAACUAGAACGAGGAGAUUUCUUCGCGCGUUGUUUCCUACCGAUACUCGGUUUAUUUCAUCGAGGACUUGUGUAGAUAAUACCCUGCAUUAUCUACUUGACUUUUUGUAUUAAUGUUUUGUGGUUAUAUUUCAGUGAAGCACUUACGCAUGUACUUAACAUGUGCUUUAAACUGGAGCCUAAAUUUGCAUUUUAAAUUUGCAGUGAGCUAAUAGUUACUCAUAGUACACAGUUCAGAUUUGACCCGAGGUGAAAAUGCAAAGUCCUUAAUAUUUUGCAAGUUAGCUCUUGUGAUCUGUAGUCUGUGAAGGCAGCAGACUUCCCCUCUCUUUCCCCCCUAAGCAUUGGUAUUGAUUAUGCUAGUUUAAAGGGUAAUCAUAGUUGUUAAAUGUAGUAAAUAUUCCUGAAUUUGCAUUUUAUUCUCUGUAUAUUCUGUAUCAUGCCAUGGCUUGAGAACUCCAGGUGCUACCAGAGUUCAGUUGGCUUUCAGUGCUCUGCCCAUGCCUGUGCUGCUCAGUAUGGGUUUUUUCCAUGAAAACUCCAUUUUGUAAUAGCAAUAAGACAUUUCAGGGCAGUCAUUGUACUUUCUCAGGUGAAUGGUCACCUAUCCUUUCACUCCCUACAUUUUAAGCACUCCUCCAAAUGUAUUUUUUUCACCUGGCAGUGCACUUUGUUGUCUGAACUGAAAAAGUGUUCUGAUAAAUUAUGUAAAUCUGUAUUCGAUGGAAGUUCCAAAAGGUUUCAUAUUAAAUGUUUUCUGAAAUA
Molecule: messenger RNA, 5138 nt
Organism: Agelaius phoeniceus (red-winged blackbird)
Lineage: Eukaryota; Metazoa; Chordata; Aves; Passeriformes; Icteridae
Gene: MARK3
Product: microtubule affinity regulating kinase 3
Biological process (GO): microtubule cytoskeleton organization; protein phosphorylation; intracellular signal transduction
Cellular component (GO): plasma membrane; cytoplasm
Molecular function (GO): tau-protein kinase activity; ATP binding
Source: RefSeq, a predicted model, not a curated record